GCGGCCCGGCGGCGGCGGGCGGGCUUGACGCCGCCGCCCGACUCCGCCAGAGAGCUGGGGCCCGGCGGGGCGGAGGAGGAGGAGGCGGCGGGGGACGAGGGAGACCUGGAGCUGGAGGAGGAGGAGCUGCUGGUGGGGCAGGACGAGGAGGAGGAGGACUCGGCCGCUCUGCUGCUGCUGUCCUCGUCCUCCUCGCCCUCUCAGCCGCUCCCGCUGCUGCCGGCGCUGGGCUCCGUCCUGCUCUCGUCCUCCUUCGAUGCGCAGGAGGCGGCGGCGGGCGCGCUGUGCGGGGCGGACGAUCCUCAGGGCAUGAUGGCGGCGAUGCUGUCCCACGCCUACAGCAGCGGCCUGGGCGGCGGCGGCGGGGCGACGGGCCUCAACGGCGAGCAGGCGGCCUUGCUCCGCCGCAAGAGCGUCAACACCACCGAGUGCGUGCCCGUGCCCAGCUCCGAGCAUGUGGCCGAGAUCGUGGGCCGUCAGGGUUGCAAAAUCAAAGCGCUAAGGGCCAAGACAAAUACUUACAUCAAGACCCCAGUUCGUGGAGAAGAGCCCGUCUUUGUCGUCACCGGGCGAAAAGAGGACGUAGCCAUGGCCAAAAGGGAAAUCCUCUCCGCUGCUGAACACUUCUCCAUGAUCCGAGCGUCGCGCAACAAGAACGGCCCUGCCGUGGCAGGUUUGCCCUGUACCCCCAACCUGCCGGGUCAGACGACGGUCCAAGUCCGGGUGCCUUACCGCGUCGUUGGGCUGGUGGUCGGUCCCAAAGGAGCCACCAUCAAAAGGAUUCAGCAGCAGACCCACACCUACAUAGUCACACCCAGCAGAGACAAGGAGCCCGUCUUCGAAGUGACGGGCAUGCCCGAGAACGUGGACCGCGCGCGCGAGGAGAUCGAGAUGCACAUCGCCAUGAGGACCGGCAACUACGUGGAGCUGAACGAGGAGAACGACUUCCACUUCAAUGGGACGGACGUGAGCUUCGAGGGGGGCACCCUGGGGUCUGCCUGGCUUGCCUCCAACCCUGUCCCUCCUCCCCGCAAUAGGAUGAUCUCUAACUAUAGGAACGACAGCUCCAGCUCCCUGGGAAGCGGCUCCACGGAUUCCUACUUCGGCGGCAAUAGGUUGGCUGACUUCAGCCCCACGAGCCCGUUCAGCACAGGCAACUUCUGGUUUGGGGAGACGCUGCCCGCGGUGGGCACGGAAGAUCUCAGGGUCGACUCUCCCGUGUACGACUCCUUACCCAAGCCUUCCCAGACCAUUUGGACCCCUCUUGAACCCGUCAACCCUCUCUCCAGCUUCGGUAGCGAUCCUACUAGCGUCGCCAAGGCCCCUCGCCGGGGCAGCCAACCAUCCACUCCUCGCCUGUCGCCCACCUUCCCCGACAGCCUGGAUCACCCUCUGGCCAGGAGAGUGAGGAGCGACCCACCGGGCACUGGCCACCACGCUGGCCUUCCCAUCUACAUCCCUGCCUUCUCCAACGGUACCAACAGCUAUUCCUCUUCCAACGGGGGCUCCACCUCCAGCUCCCCCCCCGAGUCGAGGCGGAAACACGACUGCGUCAUCUGCUUCGAGAGCGAGGUCAUCGCGGCCCUGGUGCCCUGCGGCCACAACCUCUUCUGCAUGGAGUGUGCCAACAAGAUCUGCGACAAGGAAACGCCGUCGUGCCCCGUUUGCCAGACAGCUGUUACUCAGGCAAUCCAAAUCCACUCUUAAAAACAACAGCAGAUAGGUGUUAUUAUAUAUGGACUUCCUAAAAAAAAACAAACUCUUUAAAGGCAUGGGUGUCUUGGUACCCUUGUAGUAAACUUCCUGAUGAGUUCUGACUGUUUGGGCUUUCUUGGGAUUAGGCUGAAGUUGUUAAUGAAUUUCUACUUUCUCAAAAGGCUGCUAUGGUAACACUAAACCUCAGUGGUCUCGGUCCUGUUCAGUGUAAGCAGACGAUGUGUUGGGCACAGGGGAUCUGCCAUGGGCUUACGGCACAGCGAGUGGAAGCCACCAUCAACCGCACCACCGAAAGCAAAGCAACAACAAGCCGAUGAAACCAAUUUUCCCUGCUUCCUAAAAGGAUCUCUGUUCAGCGUUUGGACUCCUGCGUGCUGGCAGCAGCGAGCCUCAUCGCCGGAGCACAGGGACGUGACUCGUGUGCCGUGGAGGGCUUGUGGCAUUAUAUCAAACAACACUUCCAAUGCUGCCUUCUUUACACUGCCAGUCUUGAAAAAAAACAAAAACAGGUUUGGGGAAAUCAUUUUGGGUUUUGUUUUUGUUAGUUUCGUGCAACGACAUAGGCCUAACUCUUCAUCAUUGCAAACCCCUUUGUGUUAUGUUUAAAGAGAAGAGCAACCGGUUCUGUUUCUUG
Molecule: messenger RNA, 2350 nt
Organism: Colius striatus (speckled mousebird)
Lineage: Eukaryota; Metazoa; Chordata; Aves; Coliiformes; Coliidae
Gene: MEX3C
Product: mex-3 RNA binding family member C
Exons: 2
Molecular function (GO): RNA binding
Source: RefSeq, a predicted model, not a curated record